Messenger RNA from Botrytis porri, 2297 nucleotides. RefSeq lists its product as uncharacterized. Gene Ontology annotation, cellular component: cytoplasm. Bases 239 to 1876 code for a protein of 545 amino acids. Gene Ontology annotation, molecular function: phosphoprotein phosphatase activity. The record is from RefSeq and is a predicted model, not a curated record. The transcript is spliced from 4 exons. NCBI's taxonomy places the organism in Eukaryota, Fungi, Ascomycota, Leotiomycetes, Helotiales, Sclerotiniaceae.
GUGAAUAGACUAACAAUGCAAUCAUCAAAGUCUCCCUUAACUUUUUCAAUCCGCUUCCCCUUUUUUUGUUUAUUAAUGUGCGAGUCUUGCAAUUGGAAGACCUAACCAUUGAUAUUGAAAUGACCUAUCAAUAACUUUAUGGAUGGGACACCUAAAUCAUUCCAUCAAGACAAGCUUAACAAACUGCGUGAGCUAGAAGCCGUUUGCGCAUAGGUCAAUAGAACCACAGCUUGUUAAGAUGACGAGAAGAAUCGUUCGCACAGCGACGCAACUCGGUGCGCUUGCUCUAUUUACAAUAAUCGUCCUGUGGUUCCUAGAUAAUCGAUACCGGGUUCUACCUUCUGCGCUUCAUGAUUAUAUGCCAGCACAUCAUCCGGGCCUAGUGAUCACCGAUAUCACUGUCACGAAAUGCUCGAAAAUCAAUAUUUUCGCAAGCUGUAAGCUGGAUUCGGAUAAAUGGCAUCGUAUCGAGAAGGACUUGUAUUUGGGACAGGGUUGGGUGAAUAGCGCUUACAUGCAUGUGCAAAGAAAGAAAGAGGAGGAACUUACGUCGGAUGAUAAGGUUGUUGUGGAUGUUAGUGUGGGGAGGCUGGAUCCAGCGACUGCAACAAAAGGCGAGGGCGAUGAGAGAUGGGAAUCAAGACCUGCUGGAUUAUGGCUGAAACGGUCUGCAAAGCGCCACGCGAGUGAUUCGAAUGAGGCAGUCACUUCUGUGGAUGUAUUAUUCGGAGCAGACGCUGUGGAUCCAAGAGAUGGAUGGGAAAUGACUGGCACACCAUUAUUGCUAGAUUCUUCUGGGGAGAUCCAAGAAGCCAGACUUAGCAUACGAAGAGGCAAGCUCAUAAUGCCAAGCAAGCCAACGCCUCGCAUAAGGGAUAAUGGGAAAUUCAAGAUCCUACAAGCGGCAGAUUUACACUUGAGUACAGGGACUGGAUAUUGUAGAGAUGCAAUGCCUGAAGGUGGUGGUAAAUGUGAAGCUGAUCCUAGAACAUUGGAAUUCGUUGGAAGAUUACUUGAUGAAGAAAAGCCAGAUUUGAUUAUUCUGAGCGGCGACCAAAUCAAUGGAGAGACGGCGCCGGAUGCACAGAGUGCCAUUUUCAAAUAUGCUGAAUUGUUUAUUAAACGCAAAAUCCCAUUUGCGACAAUUUUUGGUAAUCAUGAUGAUGAGGGUUCUUUACCCCGAGCUCAACAGAUGGCAUUGAUCGAGUCUCUGCCAUACUCGUUAUCGGAAGCUGGCCCAGAAGAACUCGAAGGGGUGGGAAACUACUUUGUUGAAGUUCUUGCUCAGGGUGGCUCUAAGCAUUCUGCUCUGACAAUCUACUUGUUGGAUACACAUUCUUAUUCACCAGAUGAGAGAUCAUUUAAGGGGUAUGAUUGGCUGAAAAAGAACCAGAUUGAUUGGUUCAAACAAACUGCUUCGAGUCUGAAAAAAGCCCACGAAGGAUAUUCCCAUAUUCAUAUGGAUCUAGCCUUUAUUCAUAUACCGCUUCCAGAGUAUAGGGAUGAUACCCUUGAUAAAGAGGGCGCGUGGAGAGAAGGCGUCACUGCUCCCGGUUUUAAUUCUGGAUUCCGAGAUGCACUUGUAGAACAGGGUGUCGUAAUGGUUAGCUGUGGACAUGAUCAUGCAAAUGAAUACUGCUCUCUUUCUCGGAAAGAGGAUGAAAGCCCAGCUCUUUGGAUGUGUUAUGGUGGCGGUGCAGGAUUUGGAGGUUAUGGAGGGUACGGAGGCUACCAUCGCCGAAUCCGUCUUUUCGAAAUCGAUAUGAAUGAAGCCAAGAUAGUUACCUACAAACGCCUCGAGUACGGAGAUGUAGAGAAGCGAAUCGAUGAACAGAUCAUAGUUGAAGGGGGGAAGCCGGUAGCUCCAUCUAUAUGAUACAUACGGGAAAUCGGGCAUAGGAAGCAGGUGUUGGGGAAUUAAAAGUUCUACAAGGAGCAAUUUUUUUCACAUGGUAACGGCCAGGAAUUUGCAUUUGGGGUUUUCGCAAUCGGGGUUCUCUACUUUUCGGUGUGCUUCAAAUGCUUCGCUAUACUAUAAGUCAAAUAGUGUUUAUUCGAUGCAAUCGUGUAUAAUCUAUACCAUCUCUCCUCUCGUGAAAGAGCGGCUUGAAUUAGGCGGUUUCUAAUUCGCCCCACGAAUACAUUUUCCUACUUCACUCAAUGCCACAUUAUAUCACGCGAAUUUCCAGUAAACUUUCCAAAACGCUAUUUAACGAUCAUGUUCAUUGCAAAUUCCUCAUAAUUCCAAGGAAAUUAUCAUCGAUGUUGUCUGCUUUGAAAGUGAUUUAUCGAAUUCC